Aspergillus homomorphus CBS 101889 is the source of this 818-nucleotide messenger RNA. Its product is annotated as putative dephospho-CoA kinase. Lineage: Eukaryota; Fungi; Ascomycota; Eurotiomycetes; Eurotiales; Aspergillaceae. Gene Ontology annotation, biological process: coenzyme A biosynthetic process. The transcript has 2 exons. Gene Ontology annotation, molecular function: ATP binding; dephospho-CoA kinase activity. The record is from RefSeq and is a predicted model, not a curated record. Bases 63 to 818 code for a protein of 251 amino acids.
AACCACUGUCAAAGUCGAACCUCACCCAACAUCCAAAUUUCUACACAAAAACCUAAUUGAAGAUGUUAAUCAUAGGCCUAACCGGCUCAAUCGCAACGGGCAAAUCGACCGUCUCGUCCCUCCUCUCCUCACCGCCCUACUCCCUCCCGAUCAUCGACACAGACCUACUAGCCCGCAAGGUCGUCGAACCCGGCACAGAAGGCUACAAAGCCAUCGUGAAUUACUUCGGCCCGACAACGCCGGACCUUCUCCUCCCAGCCUCCCCCCCAGAGUCAGACUCCCCCUCCCCCACCACCACCGAUGACUCCCGCCCCCUCAACCGCCUCGCCCUCGGCCGGCGCGUCUUUGGCACAACCGAAGACCGCAAACGCGACCGCAUGAUCCUCAACAAGAUCGUGCACCCCGCCGUCCGCUGGGAAGUCUACAAAGCGCUGUGCUACCACUACCUCCGCGGCCACUGGGCGGUGGUGCUCGACGUGCCGCUGCUGUUCGAGAGCGGCAUGGAUCUCAUCUGCGGGACCGUCGUUGUCGUCGGCGUGCGCGAUCCCGCCGUGCAGAUGGAGCGGCUCCUUGCGCGGGACCGGCAUCUUAGUGCCGAGGAGGCCGAGAAUCGCGUUAAGAGCCAGGGGGAUGUCAUGGGGAAGGUGGCGCGUGCGGAGUUCCGGGGAAAGGCGCGGGGUCUGGUGGUUUGGAAUGAUGGCGAUAAGAGGCAGCUUGAGGAGGAGGUUCGGUCCGCUUUGCAGGUCGUGAGUGCGUCGAGUCCCAGGUGGUGGGCUUGGGUUUUGUUGGUUCUGCCUCCUGAGAUGAGUAGUGGAUGA